AUGUCUGUACCAGCAUUUUCAGAUAUCGCAAAAUCUUCCAAUGAUUUGCUGAAUAAAGAUUUUUAUCAUCUUUCAGCUGCAGCCCUUGAAGUUAAAAGCAACACCCCCAAUGAUGUUGUGUUCAAAGUCAAUGGCAAGAGCACACAUGAGGGAGCGACCAGUGGAUUGCUCGAAGCCAGAUACUCUGAUAAACCAACUGGCGUUACUCUUACACAAUCCUGGAAUACUAUCAAUGCACUAGACACCAAAAUCGAAAUAACCGACAGUAUAGCGAAGGGACUCAAGGCCGAAAUUCUCGGAUCAUUUUUGCCUGCCACCCAGGCAAAAGGGGCUAAACUAAAUCUUCACUUCAAGCAGCCCGGAUUUCACGGUCGCGCCUUCUUCGACCUACUUAAAGGCCCAACAGCACUUGUUGAUGCUGUUAUUGGACAGGAUGGCUUUCUAGCCGGUGCAUCCGCCGGCUACAACGUUCAGAAGGCGGCAAUUACAAACUACUCUGCCGCAAUUGGAUACGCCGCCCCUCAAUACACUGCAUCUGUUACUGCCACUAAUAACUUGAGAGUUUUCUCCGCCGCCUACUACCACAAGGUUAACUCACAAGUCGAGGCUGGAUCAAAGGCCACCUGGGACUCUGAGAGUGGAUCCCAGGUUGGUCUUGAAGUAGCUGCUAAGUACAGGCUGGAUCCUGUUUCAUUUGCAAAGUUCAAAAUAAAUGACCGUGGUGUAGCAGCCGUGGCUUACAACGUUCUUCUACGACCUGGUGUUACGCUGGGUCUAGGCGCCUCAUUUGAUACUCAAAAGCUUGACCAAGCCACCCACAAAAUUGGUACAUCAUUCACAUUUGAUUCAUAG
Blumeria graminis f. sp. triticale is the source of this 852-nucleotide messenger RNA. Lineage: Eukaryota; Fungi; Ascomycota; Leotiomycetes; Helotiales; Erysiphaceae. The record is from the annotation of a GenBank genome assembly.